CGAGGAGGAAGAAGUCUCUGUCCGUGGUGCUGAAUACCAGCGCGUUAAAGCCCGACUACUUGUUGGCCCUCGCGUUCAGUCUGACGCGCCGCGCGUGACGCGCCCCCGCCCCCCCCCCCCGCGCACGGACUCCGUCUCCGCGGUUCUCCGUUAGAUCCGGUGCAGUGCAGCAACUAUCGCGGAUUCUCACACGGAGCCGUGGAGCGGAGAGACGCGCGCGGACCGCCGACGGUCAUGCCGUGAUGCUGUGACGCGCGCGGACGCGUCCCCGUGUUCGUGAAGACGAGGAUGAUGAUGAUGAGGAGGAUGAUGAUGAUGGUGGUGGUGGUGUUACCGGGGCUCGUGAUCAGACUGACGGUGCUGAUGUUCGUCGCCGGUUCGAGCGGGAUGCCGCACGUGCUGAGAUUCGGAGGGAUUUUCGAGUCGAUAGAGAGCGGUCCGUCCGGACCCGAGGAACUGGCUUUUAAAUUUGCAUUGAACACCAUCAACAGAAACCGAACGCUUCUGCCCAACACCACGCUCACCUACGACAUCCAGAGAAUCAACGUCUUUGACAGCUUCGAGGCCUCCAGGAAGGCCUGCGAGCAGCUGUCCCUGGGCGUGGCUGCGAUCUUCGGCCCCUCCCACAGCUCGUCGGCCAAUGCGGUGCAGUCGAUCUCGAACGCCCUGGGCGUGCCUCACAUUCAGACGCGCUGGAAGCACCAGGUGUCUGAUAACAGAGACUCGUACUACGUCAGUCUGUACCCGGACUUCUGCUCGCUCAGCCGGGCCAUCCUGGACCUCGUGCACUUCUUCCGCUGGAGGACGGUGACGGUGGUGUAUGACGACAGCACCGGUCUCAUCCGUCUGCAGGAGCUCAUCAAAGCUCCGUCCAGGUACAACAUCCGUCUGAAGAUCCGGCAGCUCUCCGCCGACAGCAAAGACGCCAAACCUCUGCUGAAGGAGAUGAAGAAGGCCAAAGAGUUCCACGUGAUCUUCGACUGCAGUCACGAGAUGGCGGCCUGGAUCCUCAAACAGGCUCUCUCAAUGGGAAUGGUGACGGAAUACUAUCAUUACAUCUUUACAACACUGGACCUGUUCGCUCUGGACAUGGAGCCGUAUCGCUUCAGCGGAGUCAAUAUGACUGGAUUCCGCAUCUUAAACACAGAGAGUGCUCAGGUGUCCUCCAUCAUCGAGAAGUGGUCCAUGGAGAGACUGCAGGCUCCGCCCAAACCUGACUCCGGCCUGCUGGACGGAUUCAUGACGACGGACGCGGCGCUGAUGUAUGAUGCGGUUCACGUGGUGGCGGUGGCGGUCCAGCAGUCUCCUCAGAUCACCGUCAGCUCUCUGCAGUGUAACCGACACAAACCCUGGCGCUUCGGCGGACGCUUCAUCAGCUUCAUUAAAGAGGCGUCAUGGGAUGGACUUACGGGUCGAAUCCUCUUCAACAAAACCAACGGCUUGAGGACAGACUUCGACCUGGACGUGAUCAGUCUCAAAGAGAACGGACUCGAGAAGGUGUGUGUGUGUGUGUCUGUGUGUGAGUGUGUGUGUUCAUGCAUUAUGUGUGUGUGUUUUCUGCACAUUAUCGUGUGUGUGUAAAAUUUCGCUGUCAACAAAUCACUGGGUGUCGACGUGGAGGAGCCGUACGUCAUGUUUAAGAAGUCUGAUAAGCCUCUGUACGGGAACGACCGCUUCGAGGGCUUCUGCGUGGAUCUGCUGCGGGAGCUGUCGGGAAUCCUGGGCUUCCGUUACGAGAUCCGGUUAGUGGAGGACGGGAAGUACGGAGCGUUUGAGGAGAGUUCGGGUCAGUGGAACGGCAUGGUGCGCGAGCUCAUGGACCACAAAGCAGACCUGGCCGUGGCUCCGCUGACCAUCACGUACGUCCGAGAGAAGGUGAUUGACUUCUCCAAACCCUUCAUGACCCUGGGCAUCAGCAUCCUCUACCGCAAACCCAACGGCACCAACCCCGGCGUCUUCUCCUUCCUCAACCCUCUGUCCCCUGAUAUCUGGAUGUAUAUUCUGCUGGCUUGCUUGGGUGUCAGUUGUGUGCUGUUUGUCAUAGCCAGGUUCAGUCCGUACGAGUGGUAUAAUCCUCAUCCCUGUAACCCGUAGUCAGACGUGGUGGAGAAUAACUUCACGCUGCUCAACAGCUUCUGGUUCGGUGUGGGGGCUCUCAUGCGUCAGGGCUCCGAGCUGAUGCCCAAGGCUCUGUCCACCAGGAUCGUGGGAGGAAUCUGGUGGUUCUUCACCCUCAUCAUCAUCUCGUCCUACACCGCCAACCUGGCCGCCUUCCUGACGGUGGAGCGCAUGGAGUCUCCCAUCGACUCGGCCGACGAUCUGGCCAAACAAACCAAGAUCCUGUACGGCGUGGUGGAGGACGGCGCCACCAUGACCUUCUUCAAGAAAACCAAGAUCUCAACGUACGAUAAGAUGUGGGAGUUCAUGAACAGCCGCCGUCAGUCGGUGAUGGUGAAGAGCGUGGAGGAGGGCAUCCACCGGGUGCUGACGUCCGACUACGCCUUCCUGAUGGAGUCCACCGCCAUCGAGUUCGUCACGCAGCGCAACUGUAACCUGACGCAGAUCGGCGGCCUGAUCGACUCCAAGGCGUACGGCGUGGGGACGCCCAUGGGCUCGCCGUAUCGGGACAAGAUCACCAUCGCUAUCCUCCAGCUGCAGGAGGAGGGAAAGCUGCACAUGAUGAAGGAGAAGUGGUGGAGAGGGAACGGCUGUCCCGAGGAGGAGAGUAAAGAGGCCAGCGCCCUCGGCGUCCAGAACAUCGGAGGAAUCUUCAUCGUCCUCGCCGCCGGCCUGGUGCUGUCCGUGUUCGUGGCCGUCGGGGAGGUGCUGUACAAAUCCAAGCAGAACGCUCAGAUCGAGAAGCGCUCGUUCUGCAGCGCCAUGGUGGAGGAGCUCAGGGUGUCUCUGAGAUGCCAGCGGCGACGGAAACAGAAAGCCCAGCCGCCGGCCAUCGUCAAAACAGAGGAGGUCAUUAACAUGCACACCUUUAACGACAGGAGGCUCCCGGGGAAAGAGACCAUGGCGUGACGCCUCUCCUGUGACUCUCGUCCAAACCACGGACGCCAAGAUGUUUCCUGUGGAAAUCUGGAUUCGUGAGCGACUCUGAACCACAUCAGCGCUCCGUCACGUCUGCUCUCAUCUCACCCCGCUUUCUCUGUGGAAAUAGAUUCAUUGCUGCCUUCCAGAGCUUCACGUCAGCCUCGACGCUUACUAAAGCAGCUGGGAUUAGGGGAAAUAAAGAGGUGUGAAACUAACUCCAUUCGUGUGUAGGAAGGUGUGAGCAUUCUGGGAACGUUCGUUGUGGCACGCUUUCGGCAACCCGUCAAAAUAAAAGUUUGGUUCGACUGGAAGAAAUUGUGACAGAAAUAAAGUUGCGUGCGCUGCUGCUACGGCUUGUACAGCUAUUCAAACAAACAGUCACGAGAUACUGCAUUUUAUCUUAACAGUCAAACCGUCUUUGGUAAAAAUUUUAUUGUUGAUUUAUAUUUCUGCCAGUUAAAAUUAAAGUUUAUGCCUUAAAACUUGAGGGGAGAAAAACAUGCAGCGAUGGUAAAAAUAAAUAUGAAUUCAAUAGCUUUAUGCCUUUAAAUCGUGAGACAUGCAACAGAGUUUGGUAAUAAUAAACCAGAACAAAAGACAAAAACCUUUCUAAAAAUAAUUUGUAUUUUUUUUGUUAAAAAUGAUGUUAAAUUGCAGUAUCAUUAUUUGAAUUAAUUAUGUGUGCUUUAUGACUCAAGCAAUUAAUUUAAUCAUUAAAAAGGAGUCUUGUUUCCCAGAAUGUUCACUUUUGGUGAUAAACGUUUAAAAAGUGUUACCCUGAACUUUGAAAAGUAACACACUAAGGAUUAAAAACGAUUAAACGCUCCUUUAACAAACAGGAAAAAACAUUUUAAAGGUGACACAUCAUUCAAAUCACAUUUUAUAAAAAGGGGCAUAAUAUGUCUCCUUUAAUACAUUUAUAAACAUUCAGAAAACCAAACGACUCCAACAAAUAAAUUAAUAAUGACUAAUACAAGCUUAAAAAAAAACAAGACACUUUCUUUAGCCCCAGAAAGUCAUUCAUGUCGUGACAGUAAUUCUCCCAGCAUCCCUUUUGUCUUGAAGGCAGCAAUAUCACGCACAAAAAUCUCUUCUUAUUCAUUUUAAUCUUCAUUUCUAGUAUAAAUAUCGGACCGUUCUUGAAUCAGGAUGCAUUUACAAGCAAAGCGGAUUGAGAUACAAACGUUUAAAUGUGAUCAGAAUUUAGUCUCAUGAAACAAUAAACAGCGUCUGCCGGUGCGUUCAGAAAAAGGGUCUCCAUUCAAAGGCUUCGAUUAUUUUUCUUGCCGCAUCGGCAGAUAUUUGUGCUCAAUUCUGAUCAUUUUUUUAGGAAAAGAAGGCUUGAUGUCUUAACCACGGUGAAGUAAACGCACUGCGAUUCAAGGAUUAGAAAACAUAUAACCUUACGCUAGAAAUCGAGACAAACACAGCCAGUGAGAGAGUGAUUUUUGUCCGUCUGAAGUCCAUGAAGCGAUGUCCGUCCCGCUCCAACUCAAGCCAAAGUUCUGUCAUUUAGAUCAACUUUUCUAGAAACCUUUCUACUAGCAUCCGUCCGGUCUGUGGCACCUCAUUCAUCGGAGAUUUAUAACAAGAAAAAAAGGGAAGCGCGGUUUUUGUACAGACGAUUUUUGUAGUAAAUCUUUCUAUGGGUGUGUGUGAAGCUGACGUAGAAGCUCCAGACACACACACACACACACACACACACACAUCUGCACGUCUGUCCCUCGAGAGCAAGCAGCGUCUCCAGAAAACACCUCUUCUUCGUUCUGUUUCGGUGUGCUGAUGUUUUCUGUAUAAUACUGUACUUUCUCCAGAUCCGCUUCAAUCUACAGGGACCUUUGGAAACAACCCACGGGUGGAGAACUGGUCGAGCUCAUCUUGUAAUAAAAAAGAUUAUACUGUG
This is a messenger RNA of Puntigrus tetrazona (Sumatra barb), 4942 nucleotides long. Its product is annotated as glutamate receptor ionotropic, kainate 2-like. The transcript has 15 exons. The record is from RefSeq and is a predicted model, not a curated record. Gene Ontology annotation, molecular function: kainate selective glutamate receptor activity; transmitter-gated monoatomic ion channel activity involved in regulation of postsynaptic membrane potential. Lineage: Eukaryota; Metazoa; Chordata; Actinopteri; Cypriniformes; Cyprinidae. Gene Ontology annotation, cellular component: kainate selective glutamate receptor complex; presynaptic membrane; plasma membrane. Gene Ontology annotation, biological process: synaptic transmission, glutamatergic; monoatomic ion transport; modulation of chemical synaptic transmission.